Closterium sp. Naga37s-1 is the source of this 420-nucleotide messenger RNA. Lineage: Eukaryota; Viridiplantae; Streptophyta; Zygnematophyceae; Desmidiales; Closteriaceae. The record is from the annotation of a GenBank genome assembly.
AUGCUCCCUCUUCCCGCCCUCACUUCAAUGAUCCCCUUCCCACACCUCUCCAACCCCUCGCCCCACCUCAUCACUCCCUACUCUCACCUCUCACUGCCUCAAUCCCUCCCCUUCCGCUCACCUCGUCUUUCCCUCCCCUCUGCUCAGCCCCCACCUGUCCGCCCGUCCUCUCACCUGCCCGUCCGUGCUCUCACCCCCCACCUGCCCGUCCGUGCUCUCACCCCCCACCUGCCCGCCAGUGUGCGCACUCACCUGCCCGCCAAUGUGCGCACUCACCUGCCCGCCAGUGUGCGCACUCACCUGCCCGCCAGUGUGCGCACUCACCUGGCCGCGCCAAGACACGAGGUGCAGGUGACCGCUGGACAGCCCCAGAAGAAUGUGAUCCUCGUCUGCCACCAUGUAGUUGCUGCCCGGGGGUGA